Messenger RNA from Haemonchus placei, 921 nucleotides. The record is from the annotation of a GenBank genome assembly. NCBI's taxonomy places the organism in Eukaryota, Metazoa, Nematoda, Chromadorea, Rhabditida, Trichostrongylidae.
AUGUCAUCGUUGGCAGCAGCACAAGAUGUGGACGUGGUAUAUUUGUUCAUAAAUAGCUUAGCUAUUCUCAUGACAUUUGUGAUCACUGGAGGAAUCAGUUUCGGUUGCUCAAAGAAAGGUGACGAUGAAGAAGAAGAAGGUACAGGUGAUGGCGGAAGCCAAGGGGCCCUCAGUGAAAGUCUAACUCCGUCUGAAGUUCAAGCUCAAGAGCCUGUAUCUCCAGGACCUGCAGACGCUGGACCGCGUGCACCGACUCCUAUUGCUGAUGUGGGCGGUGGACCACCUCCACCACAACCCUAUCCCGCCCCACCUCUUCCUCAACCUUUUCCUGGGCCACCCCCUCCCCAAUCUUUUCCUGGGCCACUUCCUCCGCAACCUUUUCCCGGGCCCCCUCCUCCGCAACCUUGUCCAAUGCCGCCUCCACCACCUCCAGCGCAACCCACUCCGGAUCCUUUUGCCACACCAUCCGCCCCGGAACCCUAUGUACCACCUCCCCCACCCCCAGAACCGCCACCACCGCCACCGCCGCCACCACCGCCACCACCAUAUAUCCCACCGCCUCCACCUCCAGCACCACCCGCCAAUCCUCCAGAUCCCUUUGCGUCAUCUUCGUCUACACAUGAAGCACCUCCUCCCCCACCAGUCGAACCUCCUCCUCCGCCGGACUAUCACCCAGAAGCCGCAAAGAAAGCAACCGGAGUACCUCCUGAGAAGCUCCCAGGAGUGAACACUCUUGUGGAUAAGAUCGUAGGUGCCAUGAAAGACGAUAUGAAGAAAAAGGCCAAGGAGGCGAAGGUGGCCAGGGCGGCAUCGAAACCAGUUAAGCCAACAACGCCGAAGAAGAAGGAUAAACCAAAAGCAAAAGUCGCUCCUACACCAAAAAAGAAAACGCCCAAGAGCAAAACACCAAAAAGAAAAUGA